AUGGCCCUCGCCAUCCCGUCGUCCAGUCACUCGAAGCCCUACUUCUUUAGUCCUGGUAACCUGGUGACGGAUCCCCUGUCAUCGUCAGUGCCCAUGAUUUCGGUCAUGUCUUACCAAUACCCACCUCUGCCUCCUCUCAGUAAUGAGAUGGACAUGGCGCAUUCAGGCUACGUGCCAUCCUACACUGUCCCUUCACAACAGCAGCUUUCUUCCUUGGGUAUGGCCAAUGUCCAUGAUGCACCAUUGCCCAGUCAAGACCACAACAUGGGCAUCAAGGGGCCAUUUUCAACGUCAAGCGCUGCGCCUCUACACCAGCCGGAAACAGAUGCUCAGCAACAACAAAUGGGUACCUCGGGAGAAAAGAAGAGAAACAAGCUCGGAUAUCAUCGCACCUCGGUAGCUUGUGUUACAGAAGCUCCUAGAAAUGAGGGGUUCCCAGCUGAAAUGAGAGACUCAUCCCAGAGCCCAACAUCAAAAACAGCAGAGCCCAACCCGACUUGGCGAUCUUACCCAGCAGAAUCGCCCAUUAGUGCCCAGUUCUCCCCAUUCUCUGUGUCUCCAGCGUCGGCUGGUUGGGCAUCUGGAGGCUCAGAACCACCCUCUCGCGAAGACAUGGCCUGGGCUCAUUACGCGCCCCCAGUACGAUCCAUGUCCUAUGGUGGCGAGCCCAUGCCUGGCCACCAUACACCUCAGUAUCAUCUGAUGGCCCCCAACCGACAAUACGAGCGGAGAUCUUCUACGUUAUCCGACGUCUACACUCCGGCGAUGGAUGGCAUGGUUCCGGGGUUUGAAGCAGGUACCACGACAAGUAUGGAUACGGCUGUUCCUCUCUCGGCCGGAGCAGUGCCCCCGACCGGCUUUGAGACUUGGGAUCAAUCACAAACACAAGCCAACUACACCUUCCCGCGGACUUCAGAGGCCUACGGCGCCUGGAUGUACGGGGAGAGGGGGCGAGGUCACCAACUACAGGCGGUUGACACCAGCCACCAACUCACCGAUAAUGGCACAGCUGGCAUUUACCAGAACCGAUAAUGACGGGUUCACAGUACAGGAGCAUGUUUAGGCGUUGUCGUUUCUGAGCAUUGGUUUAUUGUGGCUGGUUUUCUUGCUUUGGCUUGGGAGUAGGGCUCAUCAAGGCCUUCAAAACUGGGGCAUCUGGCGUUGGACAUGCGCCCCCGUAGUUAGAAUGUUUUAUGCCAGGUAGCGAUAUGGGGGGAAAGGCAUCUCAUAGAGAUUAAUACCCAUUUUUAGAUGGU
Fusarium vanettenii 77-13-4 is the source of this 1256-nucleotide messenger RNA. RefSeq lists its product as uncharacterized. Bases 1 to 1032 code for a protein of 343 amino acids. Lineage: Eukaryota; Fungi; Ascomycota; Sordariomycetes; Hypocreales; Nectriaceae. The record is from RefSeq and is a predicted model, not a curated record. The transcript has 3 exons.